This is a messenger RNA of Chiroxiphia lanceolata (lance-tailed manakin), 1309 nucleotides long. It is a transcript of the gene DSN1, whose product is annotated as DSN1 component of MIS12 kinetochore complex. Gene Ontology annotation, cellular component: MIS12/MIND type complex. Lineage: Eukaryota; Metazoa; Chordata; Aves; Passeriformes; Pipridae. The record is from RefSeq and is a predicted model, not a curated record. Gene Ontology annotation, biological process: mitotic sister chromatid segregation; cell division.
CGCGUUCCCGCCAUGGCGGAGCCGCCGGAGGCAGCGGCGGGGCCCGGCUCGGCCGCCCCUCCGUCCCCGCGGGCCCCGGGCGGGCCGGACGGGGAGCGUUGCCCCGGCGGAGCCCGCCCAGAGCCCGGAGGGGCCGCGGCAGAUCCCGAGCCUGGAGCAAAGGUGGCGGGUGCUGAGCCCUUCCUGAAACCACCUGCUGGCCCGAAGCACCGCGGAACCCCCGGAGCAUCUGCCAGGAAGAGACCCCUGGGCACCCCCAGGCUGAGGCUGAGCCCCCUCAGGAGCAGCCCCCGGAGGAAGGGGAGCAGCCCCCAGCAGGAGCAGAGCCUGAAUUCCUUCAGUUUGUCCCCCCUCGUCGCCACCCCCCAGGGCAAACGUCGCUCCUGGUGCCGCUCCAGCCUCAAGGGCAGCAAGCGCCGCAAAUCCCUGCCCCCGUGCACAAGGACAUCCCGAGCUAAGCAAAUCCAUCAGCCUGGACUGCCUGAGAGCGAGCGUCUCUCCUGCUCAUCCUCUCCUGUUUCCAGUUUACCGCCAGAAGCUCGAGCAGGUGCUGAGGCAGAGGAAGGAUUCAGCCCGCGAGGCUUUUGCUGCCAAGGUGCAGGCGGUUCGGCGGAGCUGGGGCGGUUGGGUUGGCAGAAGGCUGAACCUGACGGGACACUCCGGGACUGUGUGGAGGAUCCCGAGGGGAAUUCCCUGGACUCGGCUCUGGAUGAACCCGUGGCACAGGUGGAGCAGCACAUGGCCAGGUUCUCCUCUGAGCGCCAGGCCUGGGACCAGCUCCUGCAGCAGCACCAGGACAGUGCCCAGGAGGCCGCCAGGCUCCUGGAGACCCUCCGGGCCAACCCCGCCGGGCCCCCCCUGGCCCUGCCCAGCUCCCAGAGCGCCGUGCUGGGCUCCAAACCCGACUACUCCCACCUGCUCCUGGACCAGGGCCCCGUGCUGCGCUCCGUGGAGCUCGCGCUGGACGAGCUGUGCCAGGCAGGGGCGCUCCUGACGGCCUUCAGCGAGGAGAGCCGGCGCUGCCUGCGGGGCCUCUCGGAGCGCCUCGGCUCCAGGACCUUCCGGCAGCUGGAGAACUCCCCGCUGUGCAGGCUCCUGGCUGCCCCGCCGGACGGCUGAGGGACCGCGGGGGGCGCGCCGUGGGGCCGCCGGUAAUAGAGUUGGGGGUCCCCGGUAAUAAAGUUGGGGGUCCCCCGUAAUAAAGUUGGAGUUCCCGGUAAUAAAGUUGGGGGUCCCCGGUAAUAAAGUUGGGGGUCUCCGGUAAUAAAGUUGGGGGUCCCCGGUAAUAAAGUUGGGGGGUCUCCGGUGG